This is a messenger RNA of Salvia hispanica, 2713 nucleotides long. RefSeq lists its product as uncharacterized. NCBI's taxonomy places the organism in Eukaryota, Viridiplantae, Streptophyta, Magnoliopsida, Lamiales, Lamiaceae. The record is from RefSeq and is a predicted model, not a curated record.
UGCUGUGUACAAAUUAGUUUUUGCUUAUUACAGCAUUCUCUGCUACCCUCUCUCUCUCUCUCUACAACUUGUGAACUUCCUCAGCGUUUCCAUUUAUAUAUACUUUUCCUGCUCCUCUUGCUUGACUCGCAUCUAAUUUUUCUGAGGGACAAAGACCAGCUCGAUUUUAUUCGCGGGUGCCUGAACAGAUGGCAAGGGGAGGCAAGGUUAGUUGCAAACGCAAGACGAGAAAUAAAGUCCAAUUGGAGAAAAAAGGUUCAGAUGAGUCUGAUGAAGAUUAUAGGGUGGAUGAAGAUGAAGAGUUUCAUUUGUCUGAAGAUGACUAUUGUUCUUCCCUCGCUGAGAAUGAAUCAGAUGAGAGUUUUAAAUUUGAUGAUGAGGAAGAAGAGUGGAUAGAAAAGAAGGUUAAGACUAAGAAGAUUGGCAAGCCAAAAGGGCGAAAAUCUUUUCAGACAAGAAAGAAAAAUAUGGUUGUGAAGUCUAGAAAGAAACAGGUAUCUGACAGUGAAGAGGAAGAGGAAGAGGAAGAGGAAUAUGAUGAUUAUUGUGUUUCUAGUGUGAGGCAACAAAAGAAAAGUGAAGAAGACGAUUGUGAUGAUGAGGAUGAUGAUAUUAUAUUUUUUCGUCGAGAAGAUAAGGAUGACUUUGUUGAUGAGAAUCCAAGCAAGAAAUCCCGAGUUUCAAGAACCGAGAUGUAUGAGGAUUCAUAUAAUGAGGAAUCUAAAGAAAUAGAUAAACUUGCAUUUAGUGAAGAAAAUGAAGAUGAUGAUUAUAAUGAGUCUGAUGAUUCUGAUGAUGAGGAAUUUGCUCCAAUUGAGGUUUUGAAAAGUAACAGUAGAAAGCCAGUAAGAAGACGAGUUUUAAGGAAAAAAAAUAGGUCUAAUCCUUCAAAAGAAUUUAAAGAUAAGAACGCUGCUUCAAGGAAAAGGAAAGCAAUCAAGGAGUGGGGUUGGGGCAGGAGGAAGAAAGCAACUGUAACUGUGAAUUCUGAUUCUGAUGUUGAUAUUGUGAGCUCAGAAUCAUCUGAUUAUGAGUACACAAUAUCAGAAGAAGAGAGAGAACAGAUUAAAGAAGCUACUCAAUUUUGUAAAAGGUCGAACACUAAUUUAAGGAGCUCUAACUCUUUGAAAAUGACUGAAGAGGAAAAGUUAGUGCCUGUAAAGGGAAAGCGCCCAGGAAGGAAGGGUAAACAAAAGGUGGUAGAUUUGAAUAUUGAGAUUGUGAGGCAAGUUUGUGGGAUUUGUUUAUCUGAAGAGGGUAAAAACACAGUCAAAGGAGUUUUAAAUUGUUGCAGUCAUUACUUUUGUUUCGCUUGCAUCAUGGAAUGGUCGAAAGUGGAAUCUCGCUGUCCUCUCUGCAAGCAAAGGUUCGCAACCAUCAGUAGAACUGCACGAACGGAUGGUGGGAAUGAUCUAAGGGAUGCAGUUUUUCCGGUUCCUGAGCGUGAUCAGGUUUAUCAGCCAUCUGAAGAGGAGCUUAGGGGAUAUCUUGAUCCAUACGAAAAUGUUCUUUGUACUGAGUGUCUGCAAGGUGGGGAUGAUGCGUUUAUGCUUCUCUGCGACCUCUGCGACUCACCUGCACAUACUUACUGUGUUGGUCUCGGACGUGAGGUGCCAGAUGGAAAUUGGUACUGUGAUGGCUGUAGGCCAACAGCCCUUGCUUCCUCAAAUGCUCAAGUUCUGAAUUCUACUCCUGAUCAUGGACCAAGCAACAAUUUAUCAGUUGGCUCAUCACCUGGUUGUGCUGUUCGCGAAACUUUCGAUCUCAAUGAGGCAUACGUACCUGACACCCCAUUGAGUCAAGUCAGCGGGCACUCUCAAUCACCAAGGCAUGCAAUCGGGCAUCUUCAACCCACUUCGCCUGCCUCUGGGUCUGGGGCAUUCACUCUGCAUGACAGACGACGGAUACAGCAAGUGAUACAUCGAUUCAGAAGCCGGCAAGCUGAAGGGAAUAAUGGUGUGGCCUCAGCAUCAGCAAUCAAUACUUUAGGUUCACAAAUCGGUCGUGGAGUCAUAGCAACUCAAAACACAAUCAUGCCAAGGAUGGCUUCACAAAAUAGCUUCCGGGGAAGACUGACUGACUAUAGCACAUCUUCAUUGUACAAUAGGGAUUCCUUCUCUCCAAGAUUAAGCAAUUUGAGGGGAGGUGUGCUUCAAAGUCAACCUUCUACCUCGAAUGCUCACCCUUUUGGUGGACUAUCACAAAGUGAAUAUGCUGGGAUCAAUGCAAGAAUUGGCGGGGAUUUGGUUCAACAGCAACUGCAUCAUUGCAGUACCACAUCAAACACUGGGGCUGAUGCUAGCACACCGCCAUUUAAAUUUACAGAGGCUACAGUACCUUCAAGGACAUUACAAGGAUCUCUACACACUCGGUUUUAGCUGAACAACAUAGCAUUUUGAGUGGACUAUUUCCAGCAAAUACACAAUUUUUAUUGAGGGGCCAACAUUCAUAAAUGCAGACACAUCGAAUCCAAGGUUGAUGCUUAUCUUGCUCCCAUUGCUUUGUCAGGAAUGCGGUGAGUAACAUGAUGCACACCCUUCUUGUCUCAAAAUUCUCCCCCUUUUUAGUAGGUUUUAUACUUGAUUUUGUGCACACAAUAUUUGCUAACGCGUGUAGAUUAGGUUGUUGCUGACAUUUGUUAUUUGUAUAUGGAUCCAAGAACAGGCACUCUUUCCCUGAUCUAUUUAUUGGCUUGUCAUAUUUUUUGAAGCAA